Messenger RNA from Fusarium falciforme, 598 nucleotides. RefSeq names its product Catabolic 3-dehydroquinase 2. The transcript has a single exon. Bases 137 to 598 code for a protein of 153 amino acids. The record is from RefSeq and is a predicted model, not a curated record. Gene Ontology annotation, molecular function: 3-dehydroquinate dehydratase activity. Gene Ontology annotation, biological process: quinate catabolic process. NCBI's taxonomy places the organism in Eukaryota, Fungi, Ascomycota, Sordariomycetes, Hypocreales, Nectriaceae.
GGGGGCCCCGCGUGUAGGUUCCGAGGCUGGUGUAAAUGCCGAGAUGGGGAAAAGAAUAGAGGAAUUGAAAUACCAUAUGUGAGCAGGGGAAGUAGCUACGAGCAAUGGGUUGAAAGUAACCAAGAAGCUAUUCAUCAUGUCUCGACGUCUUCUCCUCAUCAACGGUCCAAACCUCAACCUCCUCGGUACACGAGAACCUCACAUCUACGGUUCAACAACCCUCCAAGACGUGGAAACCCAAGCAAAAGCCCAAGCAAAGGAACUCUCCGCCUCGAUCGAUACCUUCCAGGCCAACUCGGAGGGCGCGAUAGUCGACCGCAUCCACGCGGCGCGCGGCGAGAUAGACGCCAUCAUCAUCAACGCGGGCGCGUACACGCACACGAGCGUCGCCAUCAGAGAUGCCCUGACGGGCGUGGACAUUCCGUUUGUCGAAGUUCACAUUACGAAUGUGCAUACGCGGGAGGCAUUUAGGCAUCAGAGUUUUCUGUGUGAUAAGGCUGAGGCCGUUAUUUGUGGAUUGGGGGUUUUUGGGUAUACGGCUGCUAUUGAGUAUGCGGCUAAGCAUCUCAAGUUGAGGGGAAAGGCGUCGAGGCUGUGA